UAGCUCUGCCCGGUCUGCCUCCAGUGUCUCUGAAACUCCACUCAGUUAAAAAACAAAACUGAGGGAAAUAGAUGGGCUCCGCUUUGCUUGCCGCUGCCUUCCUGGAACUCACGGAGUGAAUGAAAUGACUUGUUCUUCUCAUGUAAAGUGGACUAAAACAUCUACAUGAUGAACACCUGCGCCUUUCUGCUGAUUUUAAGUGUCCAGAUCUACGCCGAUGGCAUCGAGGGGCCAACAGCUGCCGGCUGCACGUUUGAAGAGGACUCGGACCCUAAUCUGUGUGACAUUACCCAAGGGGAGGAGGAUGACUUUGACUGGAUGUUGUUUCGGGCAUACAGCUCGCCUUCGGCCAACACUGACCUCCUGAGGGGGUCCUAUAUGUUGGUGAACUCCUCUCAACAUGCUGCGGGUCAUCGUGCUCAGCUGCUGCUGCAGACGCUGAGUGAAAACGACACGCAUUGCGUCCAAUUCAGCUACUUCUUGUACAGCCGCGACGGCCACAGUCCCGGGGCCCUCCGCGCGUACGUGCGAGUGAACGGCGGUCCAAUCGGGAGUCCGGUAUGGAACACUUCAGUGUCUCACAGCAAACAGUGGCACCAGGUUGAGCUGGCAGUCAGCACCUUCUGGCCGAGUGAAUACCAGGUGCUGAUUGAGGCAACGGUUUCCAGGGAGCGGCGAGGUUACGUCGCCAUAGAUGACAUCAUGGUGCUUAACUACCCCUGCUAUAAGGCCCCACACUUCUCCAGGCUGGGAGAUGAGGAGGUCAAUGCUGGCCAAAAUGCCACGUUCCAGUGCGUUGCUGCUGGGAGGGCCUCUGAGGCGGAGAAGUUUCUACUGGAGAGACACAAUGGAGACAUUUUCACAGCAGCCUCAGUCAAGCACUUGAGUCAUCGGCGCUUUGUGGUGUCCUUCCAGCUAGAUAGCGUUCAGCGCUCAGAUCAAGACCUUUACCGCUGUGUCACUCAAUCCUCCAGGGGCUCAGGGGUGUCCAACUUUGCUGAACUUGUUGUGAAAGUACCUCCAUCCCCCAUCGCGCCGCCUCAGCUGCUGCGUGCCGGCUCCACUUACCUGAUCAUCCAGCUCAACACUAACUCUAUCCUGGGAGAUGGCCCCAUUAUCAGGAAGGAGAUUGAGUACCGCGCGAGCCAGUCCCCAUGGUCAGAGGUGCAUGGAGUCAACAUGGUCACCUAUAAACUGUGGCAUCUGGAUCCAGACACUGAGUACCACAUCAGCGUGCUCCUAACUCGGCCCGGCGAGGGUGGAACCGGCCCUCCGGGACCUCCCCUCGUCAGCAGAACCAAGUGUGCAGAGCCAAUGCGUCCGCUGCGAGGCCUCAUCUCCACAGAUAUUCAGUCCAGGCAACUGUCCCUGCAGUGGGAGAAUCUGGCUUUCAACCUGACACGCUGCCACACCUACUCUGUGUCUCUGUGCUACCGCUACACCAUGGCAGGAGGCGGCGGAGGCCACAACACCACCGUGCGCGAGUGCCUGGCAGUGGAACACAAUGCCUCACGCUUCACGCUUCGGGAUCUGCCACCGUACCACAGCGUUCACGUUCGUCUGUCACUGGCGAACCCAGAAGGGAAGAAGGAGAGCAGAGAGGUCACCUUUCAAACUGAGGAGGACAUUCCCGGAGGCAUAGCACCAGAGUCGCUCACCUUCACCCCUCUGGAUGACAUGAUCUUCCUGAAGUGGGAGGAGCCUGUCGAGCCCAACGGCCUAAUUACACAGUAUGAGAUCAGCUACCAGAGUAUCGAGUCGUCCGAUCCAGGCAUCAAUGUCCCAGGACCCAGAAGAACAGUGUCCAAGCUCAAAAAUGAGACGUACCAUAUGUUCUCCAACCUCCACCCUGGAACGACUUACCUGAUCUCUGUCCGAGCACGCACAGCAAAGGGCUUUGGCCAGACAGCCCUCACUGAAAUCAUCACUAACAUCUCAGCCCCUACGUUUGAUUAUGGAGACAUGCCGUCACCUUUGAGUGAGACAGAGAGUACAAUUACUGUGCUGUUGCGUCCUGCACAGGGCAGAGGAGCACCGGUCAGCACAUACCAAGUGGUGGUUGAAGAAGAAACUGUGAAGAAAGUCAAGAGGGAGCUGGGGCUUCAGGAGUGCUUCCCGUUGCCCAUGUCUCAUGGUGAGGCCCAGGCUCGAGGCACACCUCACUACUACACAGCCGAGCUGCCACCGAGCAGCCUGCCAGAGGCCAGUCCCUUCACUGUUGGAGACAACCACACAUACAAUGGCUACUGGAACAGCCCACUGGACCCCCGCAAAAGCUACCUGGUCUACUUCCAGGCUAUGAGCAACUUCAAAGGGGAAUCCAGAAUUAACUGCAUACGCAUCGCUCGAAAAGCCGCAUGCAAGGACCACCGGAAAGCUAUGGAGGUGUCUCAGCACUCUGAAGAAAUGGGGCUGAUCCUCGGCGUGUGCGCUGGAGGCCUGGUGGUCUUGAUCCUCCUGCUCGGCGCUGUCAUCAUCAUCAUUAAGAAAGGAAGGGACCACUACUCUUAUUAUCCAAAACCGGUAAACAAGACUCCCAUUACCUACAGACAGGAUAAGAGCCAUAUGGGCUCCUUGGAGCGCAGUUUCACAGACCAGAGCACCCUGCAGGAGGAUGAAAGAAUGGCUCUUUCCUUCAUGGAUUCACAUACGUGCGGAACAAGAAGUGACGCACGUAGUUCAGUAAAUGAGGCCAGUAGCCUGCUAGGAGGCUCACCGAGGCAUCAGUGCGGACGUAAAGGCUCCCCCUACCACACGGGACAGCUUCACCCCGCCGUCCGGGUGGCAGACCUUCUCCAGCACAUCAACCAAAUGAAGACUGCCGAGGGCUAUGGCUUUAAACAGGAAUAUGAGAGCUUCUUUGAUGGCUGGGACUGCAUCAAAAAGAAGGACAAAACCAAGGGGAGGCACGACACCUUGUUGGGCUAUGAUCGGCACAGAGUGAAACUCCACCCUCUUCUGGGAGAUUCGAACUCGGACUACAUCAACGCUAACUACAUUGACAUUCGGAUUAACAGGGAAGGCUACCAUCGAUCCAACCACUUCAUCGCCACUCAGGGACCCAAGCAGGAGACGCUGUAUGAUUUUUGGAGGAUGGUGUGGCAGGAAAACUGUUUCAGCAUCGUCAUGAUCACUAAGUUGGUGGAGGUUGGCAGGGUGAAGUGCUGUAAAUACUGGCCUGAUGACAGCGAGAUGUAUGGAGAUAUCAAAAUCACUCUGCUUAAGACAGAAACUCUGGCUGAGUACACAGUUCGCACCUUUGCUUUGGAGAGGAGAGGAUACUCAACCAAGCAUGAGGUCCGUCAGUUUCACUUUACAUCCUGGCCUGAGCAUGGCGUGCCCUACCAUGCCACUGGAUUGUUGGCUUUUAUACGAAGGGUGAAAGCCUCCACACCUCCUGAUGCUGGCCCCGUGGUGGUCCACUGCAGCGCGGGGGCAGGACGCACCGGCUGCUACAUCGUGCUGGAUGUCAUGUUGGACAUGGCCGAGUGCGAAGGUGUGGUGGAUAUCUACAACUGUGUGAAAACCCUCUGCUCUCGACGCAUCAACAUGAUCCAGACAGAGGAGCAGUAUAUCUUUAUCCAUGAUGCCAUUUUAGAGGCCUGUCUGUGCGGAGAGACCGCCAUCUUGGUGAACGAGUUUGCGGUCACUUACAAGGAGAUGCUGCGGGUGGAUUCUCAGAGUAAUUCCUCUCCGCUGCGGGAGGAGUUUCAGACGCUGAACUCUGUGACUCCGCACCUGGACAUGGAAGAGUGCAGCAUCGCUCUGUUGCCCCGAAACCGAGAGAAGAACCGCAGCAUGGAUGUCCUGCCACCCGAUCGCGCCCUGGCCUUCCUGGUCACCACAGAAGGGGAGAGUAACAAUUACAUCAACGCGGCUCUCGCUGACAGCUUCCACCGGCAGGCUGCCUUCAUCGUGACCCCUCACCCUUUGCCAGGCACCACAGCAGAUUUUUGGAGGCUGGUUUUCGACUACGGCUGCACAGCAGUCAUCAUGCUCAACCAGCUUAACCAGUCAAAUUCCGCCUGGCCAUGUGUGCAGUACUGGCCCGAGCCCGGUUUACAGCAGUACGGACCCAUGGAAGUAGAGUUUCUGUCCAUGUCAGCUGACGAGGAUGUCAUUACACGUCUGUUUCGGGUCAAGAACGUCACAAGGGUCCAGGAGGGCCAGCUGGUGGUAUGUCAGUUCCAGUUCCUGCGCUGGUCAGCGUAUCGCGACGUUCCCGACUCCAAGAAGGCUUUCCUCAACCUGUUGGCUCAAGUGCACAAGUGGCAAAGGGAGUGUGGAGAAGGACGCACUGUUGUGCACUGCCUCAAUGGUGGUGGUCGUAGUGGGACCUUCUGUGCCUGCAACAUCCUCCUGGAGAUGAUCCAGUACCAGAACAUGGUGGACGUCUUUUAUGCUGUCAAAACUCUACGCAACUGCAAACCCAACAUGGUGGAGUCCCUGGACCAAUAUCGAUUCUGCUAUGAUCUUGUCGUUGAGUACUUGGACUGCUUUGAAGACAGAUAACAGCUAAAUGUUUACGACAGCAGCAGUGGUUUCCCCCUGUGCUGAGAUGUGCUUUGGGGCCAACUGGUGACUUCCCCUCUCCUUUAAAGUUUGGACCUCUGGACUCGGCUAUGAACUAACAAGAAAGGAAUGAAGAAAAAAAAAACAAGGUUCUAACAUUUAAUCUUUAAUGUAAAGUCGUUAUUUCCUCCUAGUUGGUUCAGUUUAUCCCUUUUGAUAUUUUCUCUUUCACCUGGUCCACUUUGCCUCUUGAACUGAACCUCUUGUGCUAAAAACAACAUCCAGACCCUACUUCAAGGUAGGCUCGCCACGGCUGUGCUUCAUCAUUUCAUUCAAAAAGGAUGGAGACUGGGUGGUUGUUCCAAGGCUGCAGCUGAGUUACCCAAACUUAUUAUUUUUUCUGAAUCGCUCUCUGCAACAACAAUCCAUUGUGAUUGUGGCAUGACUUAUGUACCAUAAACUGCCUUAUCGUAUAAUGGUAAAAAAAAAAACCAAAAACAUUUGUUGAAAUCUACACAUAAAUUUAAAAAAGUUACUAUACUGCUGAAGAAAACCAUGUUCAGAACCAGAACUGAGCCUUCAGAAUUCAGCAGUAUUGAGGCAGUAACUGUAUAGUAUUGCAAUGUGGUGUAUUUUACCAUUACAUGCGUGCUGGAUUACCAUGUGUGCUAUAGCUGGGCAUUUCCAGGCAGCGCAGCAGGAGUUCUGGUGCCACGACGAGAGAUCCAUGUCUCAUUACUCUCACAGUGCCAAUUCCCUGACUGACUGACUUGAAUCUUUUUGCUUUGUUCUUCUGCUUCAUCCUGAUGUAUGUCAACAAACAUACAGUAAGAACUGCAUCAUCUAAGUGACUGUUUGUUUUUAAUGUACCCUGUGCAAAAGCAGAAGGAUCAGCGGAAAACUGUGCUGAGUUGAAAUAGUGCUGAUGUGAAAACUGAUGUUCCAUUAAUAAUGUGGUGAUGUGUCUUACCAGUGCAGCGAUAACUGGUUUUACUAUUUUCGUUGUGUGAAGCGUUUGGUUAUUCUGUAAACUAUCAAAGCAAGCAAAAUCAGUUUCAAUUCAAACUUUUCAGGUGUGGGAUUUUAAGAAUUUUCGACAUGAAAUUAGCUGUUAGUGCUGUAAAGUAAAUAUGUACUGUAUAAUAAAGAGGUGCAUCAAGAUUGUGCAGAGGGAAACAACACGUCAUGCAUCAGUACUUGUCACCGAGCUUACUGGUGCAUUCACAUUCCAUUUUUGGUAAGAAUAUAGUGUAAUAUAGAGGAGAAAUAAUAACAUCUGACCUCAGAAGUUGUUCUAUGACUACCACAUGCCAGUGUUAAAAUAUAUUUUCCAGCUACAGGUCAGUGUUGCCAACUUUGGGAUAUGUCUGUCCCUGUGUCAGGUUGGAAUAUGGGAUGCUUCUAAUGAGCUGAGCCAACCUGUGGAAAUUCUGAAUUAGAGAAAAAACAUUUUCUUCCAGGCAUGGGCUACUUUCCUGUUUAAUUUAUUGCACAGGGUUUUUUUAUUUUUAUAAAUGAAUAGCUUCAGACAUAGUCUUAAAAUGUCAGGAAAUUAAUGUAAUUUGCUUUAAUCAAUUUACAGGUCUAAAGAGGUAUAGAAAGAAAUUUGGUUUAUUUUCCAAAUUUUGGUUUUAUUUUCUAAAAGACAAAAAUAAGAUAAUGCUUAAUAGUAUUUUGAUUUAUGACUGGACCUGUGGUUGUUAAACUUUCUAAAAUUCAACAAGUUGGAUUUUAAACAAAAGUAACUGUCAAAACACAUAUCUUCUGUUCUUUGUCUAUGCAUCAAAAUAACAAUUUGAUACAUUUCCUUUAAAUAAAUCAAAUAAUAAUAUGACAAUACAUAUAUUAGUGGAGCUAUAAUGAUCAAUAUGGCAAUGUGUCAUAUUUUAUCUAAUUAGUGAAAAAAAGUUAUAUUUGCUCAGUCUAUUCACUGUCAGUUCAAACCAACCCAUGCCUAAUACAGUAUAUUAUUUCCCUUUUUUUCCAGAACCAUUAAAUAUCUAGUACUUUCUAUUGUCACCGUUUAAAACAUGUUCUGCUCAACAAUCUCUCCAGAGGCUCCUGUAUGAAUAGGUCUACAUGGUGGGCGGUGAAGGCCAAGCUGCAGGACCUGCAUUGAUAAAUGGGGAGAAAGUCAGAUGCCCACUGAAUCUAAAAAAUGGCAGCUAAAGGCAAACUGCUAAUAGUUUGCAACUUUCAGUCUGCUUCAUUUCGGAGUGACAGAUUGUGUGAGUGAUUGUUCACACACACAUUUAAAGCAGCUUGGGUUUUGAUGGGAAGCUAAAGAGCAACAGUCAGUGAUCUUGCUCCAGGAUUACUGACGGAGGUGCCUGGACACUUUUUUCUUGGGAGUGGAAGAGAUGUGUACAUACAGGUGUAUAUUGUUCUGUGAAUACUAUGUGAAUAAUACGUUAUAUGUUGCUCUGAGUAAAGAUGUUUAGCAAGUAACCACUGCAUAACCAUAAAGCUGAAUGUCCUGUAAAUGACCUUUUUGUGAUCAUUUUUUCAUAUUGCCAGACAUCGAAGUUUGAGUGUUGAUCCCUGCACUCAAGGCACAUAGGAAUUAUUCUGCUUUGCAUUUCAUUCUAUUGAUUUCAGCCUAUCUUGCUCUGCACAUGUUUUAUUUUACCCAUUCUCUCUCUCUCUGUGUGUGUGUGUGUGUGUGUGUGUGUGUGUGUGUAGUGUGUGUGUAUUGUACUUAAGCCAUUCCAAAGCUCUCUGGUUAUGGCUGCAACUGCCAGCACAGCCUCCCUUAAUUCCCAUGUUUAUAUCUGUACGAAGCAUACAUGACUACUGUGUUUUUUGACCAUUGUAAUUGUGGAGAACGGUGGUUUAUUUGAGGGGAGCGAUAGAGCAGGGCAGAUGUAUAUCAGAGUCAGGAAGGAGUUCCCUGUGAAGGAUUAUCAUCAACAAUAAAAGAGCAAAGGGUGAAAA
Messenger RNA from Girardinichthys multiradiatus, 7446 nucleotides. RefSeq names its product protein tyrosine phosphatase receptor type Ub (gene ptprub). Lineage: Eukaryota; Metazoa; Chordata; Actinopteri; Cyprinodontiformes; Goodeidae. Gene Ontology annotation, biological process: protein dephosphorylation. Gene Ontology annotation, molecular function: protein binding; protein tyrosine phosphatase activity. The coding region runs from base 166 to 4512 and encodes 1448 amino acids. The record is from RefSeq and is a predicted model, not a curated record. Gene Ontology annotation, cellular component: membrane. The transcript has 31 exons.